CUGCAUGUCUGACUUAUUUUACAGUCUUGUUUUACAGCUCUUUCUCAGGAGAUUUGGUUGGAUCAGUGAGUCUCUGAUUCCUCUCUGGAGUGAAUAGCUGUUUGUCUCAGUGUGUUGGACCUGUGAUGGGCUGGUGACCUGUCCAGGUGGACCCUGCCUUUCUUCUGGUAACUCCCCGUGACCCUGGAGGGACAUAGAAUAUGUUUGGAUGAGUUAAAUCGUACAUUUCAUGCCAGGUGGACGUGUUUCCUCUCUUCUCGUGGUGUAGCAUCAACCAUGCUGUGUGUAUACUUUCUGCUAGCGUUGAUUGACUCAGUUAGAUGCUACAGUAGUGGGAAAGUGAGCGUUGCUUGUGGAAAUAUGGUACCUCAACAUGGUUAUAAACCCAGACAAGAUUCUCCUCCUUACCGCUUCUCUCUGGAUAAAUCCACUUUUAGUCCAGGUGACCGCAUUACAGUGUCCCUACAAACAGCCUCCUCCAGGCCCAUAUUCUUCCGGGGAUUCCUGAUAGAAGCUCGGGAUGCUGCUAACCUCAACUCCCCAGCAGUAGGAUUCUUCAAGCUGACAGACUCACAUGAAGCUCGGCUGCUGACGUGCGACCACACUCAGGGAUCUGCUCUGAGCCACAAGGGAAGCUCCAGAAAAACGUACAUUCAGGCAGUUUGGGUGUCUCCACAAAACCCUCCGCCAGUGGUUCAGUUUCUAGUGACCGUGGUGCAGGAGUAUAAGGUUUACUGGGUGUGGACUGCAGAUCCUGUGGUGUCUUUAAGAGGCGCCACUCCUUGUCUCCCCACUGUUGCUCCUGCAGAAACCACCACUGCUUUGUCUUCUCCGUUCAGCUCUGUGGGAUGUGGCCACAGUAAAUCCUGCCUCAGAGACCCCGUGGACUGUCACCCUGAGUCAGACCCCCACUGUUUCUUCCUGUCAUUUACCACUGAUGGAUCCGGACACAGUGGGAUGUUUGAACUCAGCGGGCCUGCAGAAGGUUAUCUCUCAUUUGCCCUGUCUCUGGACAAAUGGAUGGGGAAUGAUGACAUGUAUCUGUGCAUAAAUAACGGAGGCAGAGUUACCAUCAGUGCUGCAUACUCCUCCGGACGAACAUACCCUGAGUUAGAAGCAGAGGACAAUCUGUGGGGUCAAACCUCGAGGAUGGCUGAAGGAGUCAUCCAAUGCCGUUUCCAUAGAAACAGCAUCCUUCCUAACAGAUUUAACUUGAACCAGAGCUACUACAUAUUUCUUGCACAUGGCAGAUCUCACCAAGGCUUUAUUCACCGACAUGAGCGUCAGCCCCUUAUCUCCUCCAGUCAGAAGGUGAUUACUGGAUUUCCAGAGGAUUUACGAGGCUCCCGCUCCCCUCUGCUGAUCAAGAUUCAUGGUGUGUUGAUGCUGACUGCCUGGAUGUGGACUGUAAACACAGCUGUCUUCAUCGCUCGCCACUACAAACAGCUCGAUGCGAUUCUGCUGGGACAAAGGCUCUGGUUUCAGCUUCAUCGGACCAUGAUGGUGCUGUCUGUAGUCCUGACUGGUGUGGCUUUCAUCUUGCCUUUCAUAUACAGGAGGGGCUGGAGCAAGUCUGCAGGUUCUCAUCCCUACAUCGGCUGUGCUGUCAUCACACUGUCUGUCAUCCAGGCAGGUAUGGCAGUUCUUAGACCGUCUCCACGAUCCUCCAGAAGGAUCAUCUUCACCAGGAUGCACUUGGCAGUGGGCACUAUUACUCAGAUUCUCGCUGUGGUGUGCGUGUUCCUGGCUUUUAAUCAGCAGCUCCUACUUUUACCCAGUCCUUGGUCCCCUGCAGUGCUGGCUGGCUGGUUACUGUGGAUCUUACUGGCAGACCUCCUGCUACUAAUCCACACCUACAGAAUCAGGAGUAAAGGAAGCAGCGACACAGAUGAAACAGACAUUAUUAUGAUGGAGAGGCAGCAGCGUGAAGAGAUCGCUAAAGUCCAGAAGAUGGUGCUGCUUGUGUUCCUGAUUGGAAAUACAGCUUUCUGGGCUGCAUUUGUGAAUUUCAUUGCAAAUGUGUGAUUAUGACCAGCAGUUUUUAUCUUUGUCUUGUAUCUGUGAUUUAUAUAUUUCUGUACUGUAGGGUUAACAGUCAUGAUAAUGUAAUUACUGAGUGUUGCAUGAGCCUGAGUUACGCUCUGUUAGCAUGCUUUCUUCUCAUCACCAGCAGCUAAAGAAAACAGUUUUUAUUCACAUUUCUUUUUUCAAAUGGCUUAUCUCCAAAGGAUCGUCUUGUGCAACCUACAAGCUAAAUACUAUAUUUGCACCUAAAUAAAGCGCCUCAGCAGAUCAGAAAAAAAGGCAGUCAGUUUCCUUCAUAUAUACUUUUAUUGUUGCACUCACCUCUUUAAUACACAAAAGAAUACACAGUGAAAAGCCCCUGCAUAUUUAGUCUUAAAGAGCCCAAUUAUCCCCCCAAAAGCCACGCUAGGGACGAUCCACAAAACACCAGCAAGCAGCAGCAGCAGCAGUGGUAGUAGUAGUAGUAGUAGUAGUAGUAGAAGUAGCAGUAGUAGUAGUAGUAGUAGUAGUAGCAGUAAGCUCUACUUCAACAGGCAUACAAACAGGAAAUGCAAAAGGAAGCAGUUUAAAGAAUCUAUGGUCCAGAAACUACCGAGCUUUGAUUAACAGCUUUUUAGAGAAGUAAGAAACAUCGAGGUCAUGUAAAUAACAAUAAUACGCAUCUUUUUUUUUUCUUGUAUUAAAAUAGUUUUCAUUCCUGUUGGAAAACGUGGUCAUGUUCUUUAUUAAAUAGUCUGCAUUUGACUUCUCUUUCAUAUCUUUUAUUUAUAGCAAAUAUCAAGUAAAUAAAUGUCUGAAAAUCUGUGUUAUUAGGAAUAUUCAUGCUUUUAAUCUUGACAUGGACAUUUUGAUCCGAACGAGUUCCCUGUUGAAAAAUAUCUUUAUUUGCUGGCCCUGAAUGAUGCGACACCAGCUCAGACAAUAAAGAAGUACCCAUACGUAUAAUCUCUGAUACAACUACAAAAUUAAAUAAGUGUUUGUUUUUAUUCCCUUUUAAAUUAAGCAGUAUUUUUUUUCUAUGAAAUGUGUGUAUAUAAUUUGUAUGUUUAUGUCCACCCAGCCCACCCUGCAGUUACAACAGAAAAGCAUAUAUACACCAAGCAACAUGUGGGAGCUUUUUCUUUUCAUUAAGACUCACAGAAACACCAAAAAUAUCAUUUCAAAUAUGCUUUCAUCUGUAUUGUCAAGAAAAUUUAGCAAAAAGUGAAUCUACAUUACAGCAGUCAGAUACAUUCAAGUUUCAUCUCUAAUAAUAUCACAUGUAUGCUCUGCUGAAGCAGUUCUUAGCCCAGAAUCCUUCCUACUGGCCACGCUGCAACGAAAUCCACACGCUAGCUUAAAAAUCUAUUAGAGUGCAGUUAAAACGGUGUUAAAAGCUAAAUUUAUCCUGGUGUGUCCCUGCUGCAGUCACACAGAGAUAAGUCGUCUGUCUUAUUUACAACAUAAAAUAACAUCAAGGGUAAUGAAAAUGAUAAACCAUCAUAGCCUGUAAUCAUCAGAGGUCUUCAGCUCCCCUCAGCUCUCAUUAUUUUAG
Messenger RNA from Melanotaenia boesemani (Boeseman's rainbowfish), 3559 nucleotides. It is a transcript of the gene frrs1b, whose product is annotated as ferric-chelate reductase 1b. The transcript has 16 exons. The record is from RefSeq and is a predicted model, not a curated record. Gene Ontology annotation, molecular function: oxidoreductase activity, acting on metal ions. The coding region runs from base 277 to 2025 and encodes 582 amino acids. NCBI's taxonomy places the organism in Eukaryota, Metazoa, Chordata, Actinopteri, Atheriniformes, Melanotaeniidae.